This is a messenger RNA of Culex pipiens pallens (northern house mosquito), 1926 nucleotides long. Its product is annotated as protein spitz-like. The record is from RefSeq and is a predicted model, not a curated record. Bases 149 to 919 code for a protein of 256 amino acids. Lineage: Eukaryota; Metazoa; Arthropoda; Insecta; Diptera; Culicidae. Gene Ontology annotation, biological process: epidermal growth factor receptor signaling pathway. Gene Ontology annotation, molecular function: receptor ligand activity; epidermal growth factor receptor binding. The transcript has 2 exons.
AGAAGAAGACACACAUACUACCAGUAGAAGGAGAGACGUACGUGACGUACGUCGCAUCAACAACACCACCACCACAAAAACGCAGAAGAAGACGACGAGGAAGCAGACGAAGAAGAAGAAGACGAUUGCCUUCUUUCAUUCAUAAGCAAUGAAUAGGAAUAUAGUAAAAUUCUAUGCAACACUAUUCAUCAUGCUGUCAUCAGUUGUGUUAAUCACAGACUGCUGUUCAAGCAGAUCCAUGCCGAAAUCGCGCCCCCGACCAGUGUCCCACUUUCGCGGUGUGAUAACGACGUCGUCGGCCAAGAUUACGACGACGACCGGCAGUCACGGCAACCUGAACCUGAACGGCGGCGAUGGCGGCCAGCAGCAGCAGCAGAUGCCGGACUCGGCGACGGCGACCUUCACCCUGAUCACGACCAAGACGGCCAUCGUGACGGGGAGCGGACCGACCUCGACGGUGACGGACCCGCGGAGUGGCCCCGGCCCCGGAGGUACCACCAGCAGCAGCAGUUCGGAUCAACGGCAGAACCAGCCUCCGCAGCCGAACAAGGACCAGCUGAUGCGGAUGGGCAAGUGCUCGCUGCUGUUCGAGGAGAACUACUGCCUGAACGGGGGCAAGUGCUACAACUUUACGAUCGCCAACUCGACGAUGCCGACGUGCGAGUGCGCGGACGGGUUCAUGGGCGAACGGUGCGAGUCCAAGUACCUGGACGGAACUUAUCUGAGCAUGCGCAAGUCCAAGAUCCACAUCGAGACGGCCAGCAUCUAUUACGGCGCGUUUCUGGCACUGAUAGCGGUGCUCGUUUUGCUAUACUUCCUGCACUGCUUCCAAGCCGGAGCGGCGGCGGCGUCGGCGGUGAGUUCAGCUAGCGGAAGCAAGCAACUCCUGCUGAAGAAGAGCAAAAAGGUGGUGAGUUAGUCCGAGAGCGAGCGAGAUCUGUAUCCCCGAGCUGGUUGGGAUAGAUCGACGACCCCCCCACCAAUCCAUGACGACGACGACGACGACAACUCGAGAGUAGAGAGUUCUCUCCGGAGAGGGCGCGCGGGAGGAAAGGGACAUGGUCCUUGAAGGACACAGGUUUGCGUGCGCGCGUGCGCGCAAUAGAUUUGGUUUCGUUUGUUUUUGCAUGCUGGACGCGCAUGGGAAUUGAGAUUAGGGUAAAGGGCGCGCGCGCGCGCGCGAUUGCCAACUUCACACCUUUCUGGUUCAGGUUCAGUUUUUGCGCUGGAUUAGCAAGCUGAGAAGAACUGUUCCGUUGUGGAAUCGUCCUCCUCCUCCCCCCAACAAAAGACCCCGAACUAGACGACCUAAAACACAGCUGAACAGCUAAACAGAGAGAGAGAAAACGUAUUAUUAAAUUAUUCUUAGUUAGUUACUUAGUUAGAGCGAGAGAGAGAGAGAGUGAGAGUGGCCUUCCUUAACACGUGAGCGUCCAAGCGCGAUGAUAAUUUCCCAAUGUGUAAAAAGCUAGUUCCGUAAGUUCCGUAUAGUGUUUAAAAAGCCCGGGGAAACGCUUGCGCGUUUCUCCGUCAGCUUUUGUUUUUCUUUAUUUCCCCUCCCGCCUAGCCAUUUAAGACACAAAACACCCAAAAAAAUCCCUCACUCACACACUCACACAUUUUGUUAAACAGUAAAGUAAGAGCAAAAGCGUAGAAAGUUACUUGAGAAAAGUAGAACAAACAAUAGUCACACCCGAACAAACAAAACAAAAAAACUAAACCGAGACAACCGACAACGACAAUAGCCAUGCAAUGAUUAAACAGUAAACAAAACAAAACAAAAAAAAAGAUCAUUCUCACUUUGCACCCACAUUCAACACGUAAGCCAAAGAGUACGUUUUAGUACUUUUAUAAGUUGUAAGUUGCAAGCUUAUAUUUUUUUUGUUUAUUAUAUUUUUGCGCGCGCAAUAUCCCAACCUUCUACAU